AUGGUGACAUCGCCGAAGCCGCUUCUUGGGGGCUUGCACAAGAUCACCGACCGUAGCGUAUUCUUUAUUCCACUUGAGAAGGAUCAUCUCGACUUGACAACCCUUAGCACCGCUCCCCCGUCGCACCGCGGCGUACUCCAGCGCAACGGUUUGGUGGCCAAAGCGUUCGUUGGCGUGACGUUUUACGACGCGUGCACCUCCGCCGCGCACUCGUCGUCGCGUACAUCGCCAGCACGCGAAAUGUGCGAGUCCGACGCAACCGAUUCAGCGGAGCACCGCAAACUCUCCGCUGCCCAGCGAGAGGAUCUGUGGCGUGCUGCAUUAGUGUACGGCGGCCUGCUGCACGACAAGUGGGAUGCGUUGGCGACUCCAGAGGAGCUCACGGCGACGCCGUGGCCAGUGCACACCGAAAUGCAGUACGCCGAACUGAUGGAGGAGCUACUUGCGCGGAAGGCCUGUACGACGGCAAACACGUCGAGCUUCUGCGUGCCUGUCUUGUCCAUUGACGAGUUCGUUUACAAGCACAAGGGGGUGCGCGUGUGCCUUGGCGUGGCUUGGAUGCCGCGCUACGCGUACAACCUGCGAGAAUGGGCGGCAACAGUUGAGCAGUCUGGUCACCGCGUGCCAGAGGCGUCGCUCCUGGCGCUUCUGCAUCACGUGACCACCGGCGCACUCGCGCUGCGCACGGCCACCGGCACAGCAGACAAAAAAGAUGCGGCGCUCUCGUUGUCCGUCACUCUGGAGAAGGUGCUUGUGUACCGAGCUUCGGAGGCGGAGAAAAAGAUCGCGAAGGAGGCCGACUCAGACGAAGCAGGGGAAGGGCUAGUAUUCGCGUUAUCCACUGGCUCGUUCAGGUGGCGGCGUGCAGAGCCGUGUGCUGACAAAAACAGUCGGACGAACGUGCCGACACGCUCCCGCAUCAGAGCUCUGACGAAUCACCUGAUCGUCCCCGAGGAGGGGCAGCUGCUGUACCGCACGCCUGAGGAGUGCUCGCCAGGACUAUACCCGACGCACGGCAGCGCGGCCGCAAAGCGAGAUGUCUGGACUCUUGGCGUCGCCCUCUACCUCGUCGCCUCUGGUGUUGCCGGCACAGGCCAUGCCGCCACCACCUCUCCGUCGAACCGUGGCCCCCGGUUUGCUCCCUUGCGCGAGUUGACGCCUCUCAACUCAGCGGCGCUCACUCCAGACUCUCUCUGGAAGCGCCUGCGAGGGGAGCUGGAGCGCCGCGGCUACAGCAGCACAAUCGUGACCGUGAUCGCACAGCUCCUCUCGCUUGACCCGCUGACGCGACCGUCGCUGAGCACAAUGGACCGCAUGCUGCAGGACCUGCAUCGGCCAACCCCUGUGUGCCGUUUCCCGUUCGCUCUGGGCUCGUACGACCUGCUGCGGAUGCCGAACCCUACCGACAUUAAGCUGAACCCCGGCGCACGACGGUACACCAUGGAGGGAGUGUGCGUCUUGUGCAAAAAGCACCGCGGCAGUACGCCCCUGUGCGCCAAGGGCGGCGAUCACGUUCCGGGACUAUCAUCGCCGUCGUGGUCUGACGAGGAGCUGCUGCCGCAGCUGCACGGCAUGGACUUGCACUAUAUAACGUUUCUCUACCCCCUUUGCGGGUCCAGCGAUGAGCGUCGGCGGCGCAAGCAAGCGGCACACGCUUUACGAAGCUGCCACGACGGCAUCAACGCCAGCAGCAGCGUCGCCCGAGCCGCCACACCGCUGCUGGACAGCACACUGCUGUUCCAGGUGUUCGGCGGCUUCGCUGUGUAUGAGCGGGUGCCGGAGCUGAACGCGAAGGGUCAGGUCUUCCACCGCGUCACGGUGAAGGAGGUGCUGGUGCCGUACCCGAGCCAGGGGCUGCGUCGCUCGGAGUUGCCUCUGGUGAAGCUGACGAUCGAUUUCAGCGGCGGCCUCCCGUGGCCUUCCUGCUGCACAGAAAUUCUCCAGAAGAACGGUCGCGUCUCCCGCAACGUGCCGUUCGGCUUCACGGGGGCUCACCACGGCGUGAAGUGGUUUGGCUGGGUGCUACCUGGCGAGCGCUUCAGCCUGCCGAACGGAGGUCAUUGGACGGCGCCGCGCGAUGGCGCCUUCGUGUUCUGGUUCCACUCGGACCUUCGACCAACGGAUCGAGACCGCUACUUUGCCUUGACAAGUGUGCGCGCAGCGACGCUGCCGGCAAAGCUGCCGCGCACUGUAAUGCCCCAUUCGCUCUUUCGGAUACACGCCGGGGACCAGAGACACACCAGCAAUCGUCUGCCAAGGCGCGUAGGGAGCGGCAACCGAGCGGAUUCUCGCCUGGGACGGGGCAGCAUAGCCCACCGCCGCUCGUGCCAAACCGUGACAGACAUCGCCUUGCCCUCAGCGACGCACGAGAUUGUGGAGGCAGACGAGGUGAGGACUCUUCUGGGGCACAGGCCGCUCUCUCUCUCCGCGCCGCAACUGCAGAAUACGCAGGAGGAGUCGCCGGCCCACGGGCGACGCCGGUGGAGCAGCGCCAAGGACAGGGUGCCGUCUCGCCACUCCGCCGCCUUCCCCGCAGACGUUGUCGACGCCCUCGAAACAUCCGACGAGGCGCGAGAGAGCCGUGGUGCCGCGCGUGCACGGUCGACGCUUCGCUCUGCGGGAGAGACAGGGCGCAGUGGAGUAGUCCUCACACCUCAGCUGCAUGCACCGGAUCUUCUUCUCAAUACGCCGAAGCCAGACACGCACGCCGGUGCUGACCACGAGAGCCCGAAAUCACCGGACUGGGAGAGGACCAGCGACCAAGCGCGCCUGUCAGAGCGCAACUCUACCCAGCCACCCAUGGAUGGCAACACCACCGCGAAGCGCACACAAGCCCUGGCCGCUCCUGAGAAGAGCAGCUCUCCCGCCGCGUCGCAGUCCCUCAGCUCCGGGCGGAAGAAGGCCCCCAAGUUACGUGGCACGACGGUCUCGUCAGAGGAGUUUCGUGCUGGUGCAGCUCUGCAGUUUGUGGCGUCCGCGCCGGCAAGUGUCGGUGCCGAGCAUCCAAUUGUAAGCACGAUGGUGUCAGCGCAGUCGGUGCUGACCGAGCAGAGUAGCGUCCUUGGAGGCUCACCACGGCUCGUGAACCUGCGCCAUGUCUCUCAGCAUGGGGCGAAGAAGCAGAGCGUUCAGGCAACCUCGCUGUCGGCCACGCCAAUGUUGCCACCGAUUGUGGACGCCCUGUCUGCUGGACUCGGCGAACUGCAUGUGUGCGGGCUGUGGCUGCCAAGCGAAGCCGUGGACGCGGCGUUUGGUUCUCUCACCUUCUGCAUCCUCUCCACCGGUGAACAUGGCUACAUGCACCCACCAGUGAAGACGUCGGCGCGGGUGGCGCAUGCCAUCCGGGCCCCGCCGGGUACCGAAUUCUUGGCCUUCCUGUCAAACCAGGUGCCGCUGUUUCAUCGCAAUCACCCGCGACUGGAGAGGGCGGGUGUGUCGCUGAUGCUACCGCACCACGGGUUCACGUGCUACGCUGCGGACGGUACCCUUUUGGGUGUGCUGGGGCUGCGGUGUAGCACCAAGGGUGACCCAGACGUGAUGGCUGGCGAGUUUGAGCUCGUAAUGCGCACCAGCGCGGCAUUUCGCGGCAGCAGCGCUGCUUCGUGGACUGUAUAUGCGUCUCACCUCUCGGAGAGCGUAGGGGUUGAAGCGCACGUGAGACGGGCCGCCGCCAGUGCCGUCAAUGCAAGAAGGGACUGCGAGGACGAGGACGGGCGGGCAAGCACUCUGCGCCUCGUGCCCUCCUUGCUGCGCCGUGCGUCUGGCAGUCGAAAUCUGUUCGCCAACAGCCCAGAGCAGCAGACACUCACCUUCACGAGUGCCCGUCAUCUCGUGGGCGAGUUCACACCAGACGAAAGCGGCGAUGUUUUGCGGUCUCGCAAGGGAGAGGGGGAGGCGGUGCUACCAGCCUGCUGGAUCAGCUUUGACGGCGUGUCCACCGCGCUCCUGUUUGCGGACGCGCCGCAGUCUGUCUGGGUGCCGUACAGGAUCGGCGGUUAG
Messenger RNA from Leishmania major strain Friedlin, 3999 nucleotides. RefSeq lists its product as hypothetical. Lineage: Eukaryota; Euglenozoa; Kinetoplastea; Trypanosomatida; Trypanosomatidae. The record is from RefSeq and is a predicted model, not a curated record. The coding region runs from base 1 to 3999 and encodes 1332 amino acids. The transcript has a single exon.